Humulus lupulus (European hop) is the source of this 2086-nucleotide messenger RNA. RefSeq lists its product as uncharacterized. The record is from RefSeq and is a predicted model, not a curated record. Lineage: Eukaryota; Viridiplantae; Streptophyta; Magnoliopsida; Rosales; Cannabaceae. Bases 258 to 1673 code for a protein of 471 amino acids. Gene Ontology annotation, molecular function: protein binding. The transcript is spliced from 8 exons.
UGGGUUUUUGAAGAUUUCAAAUUUGGUUUUUAAUUUUUUCAGCCCUAAUUAUUUAAUUAGAAUUUGGUGUAGAAAAUAAAGGAGGGCAAUAGUUGUUCAUUCUGCUUUUGGGGAGGGAGGGAAGGGGGUUAGGGUUGCUGUUCCUUCUGGUGGACGCCUAACCUAAGUCCAUACACUCCAUCCCAAUCCCAAUCUCAAUCGCAGUCAACGACUGAAUUAGACUCAAGAAAUUUUCAGAAGUUUUGGGAAGGAAACAAAUGGAAGUUGGGAGGAGGAUUUCAGCAAGUCCUCGGCCGUGUUCGGUCCGGCGUGUUUCGGCGAAGAAGAGACCCCGCGCCGAUGCAUCCGUAAAUAGUGUAAAGAAGCUGCAAAGGCGUGAGAUUUGCUCCAAGCGUGAUCGUGCAUUUAGUAUGAGCAAUGCCCUGGAGGGGUUCCGUAACAUGCGCCUCACUGAUGAAUAUGAUUCUCAUGAUCCCAAGGGGCAGUGCUUGUCUGAAUUUCCUUUGCUAUCAAAGAGAGCAAAAAUCAUUGAGAUAGUUUCUGCACAUGACAUUGUCUUUGCUCUUGCAUAUUCUGGUGUUUGUGCAGCUUUUUGUAGAGAGACAAAUGAGAGACUUUGUUUUUUGAACGUUAGUCCUGGUGAAGUCGUUAGAAGCUUGUUUUACAAUAAAAACAAUGAUUCACUCAUCACUGUUUCAGUCUAUUCUUCAGACAGUUUCAGCUCUUUGAAAUGCAGAUCAACAAGAAUUGAAUACAUAAGAAGGGGCAAGCCUGACGCUGGUUUUGCUCUUUUUGAGUCUGAAUCUUUGAAGUGGCCUGGCUUUGUAGAGUUUGAUGAUGUUAAUGGGAAGGUGCUAACUUACUCUGCGCAGGAUAGCAUAUAUAAGGUGUUUGACCUUAAAAACUAUACUAUGCUAUACUCUAUAUCAGAUAAACAUGUACAAGAAAUCAAAAUUAGUUACAGUCCAGGUAUCAUGCUAUUGAUUUUUAAUAGAGCUAGCAGCCACGUUCCUCUUAAAAUUCUAUCAAUAGAAGAUGGCACAGUUCUUAAAUCCUUCAAUCAUCUACUUCAUCGAAAUAAAAAGGUAGAGUUCAUAGAACAAUUCAAUGAGAAACUUCUUGUCAAACAAGAAAAUGAGAAUCUUCAGAUCCUUGAUGUUCGCAAUACUGAGCUAAUGGAAGUUAGCAAAACUGAGUUUAUGACUCCUUCGGCAUUUAUCUUUCUGUAUGAGAAUCAGUUGUUUCUCACAUUUAGAAAUCGAACUGUGUCUGUUUGGAACUUUCGUGGGGAGCGUGUAACUUCAUUUGAGGAUCAUAUGCUGUGGCAUCCUGAUUGCAAUACAAACAACAUUUAUAUCACUUGUGAUCAGGAUCUUAUUAUAUCCUACUGCAAGGCUUCUUCCGAGGAUCAUUGGGCUGAAGGAAAUGCUGGGUCCAUUAAUAUCAGCAAUAUUCUGACUGGAAAAUGCCUGGCUAAAAUAAACACUACCAACCAUCAUCUCAAAGUUGACGACUGUGGUAGCAGUGCUAACUGCUCAAAACAUAAAUACUCUCGGGUAAGAAGCACAGUUACCGAGGCUUUGGAAGACAUAACUGCUCUCUUCUAUGAUGAAGAACGCAACGAAAUCUAUACGGGCAAUAGGCAUGGUCUUGUUCAUGUGUGGUCUAACUAAAGAUCCUUUUGUUGGUUUGGAUGAUUUUGGGUUUAUUAUAGUAGUGGGCUCGUUUUAGUGUUCUGCAUUUCUUUAGAACGAAUGCUCUUUCGCUUACCAAUUAUUUUAUUUUAUUUAUUAAUGUUGCAUUCUUGGGCACAAAGGCCUUGUGAGAUUGAGAUGUAAUACCUAGGAUAAGAAUUUCGGGGUUCUGUUACAUAAUUUGUACAUGUUUUAUCAUACCCAGAAUGUCUACGCUUGGUAGUCUAUAGUGUGUAUAAAGGGAUCAUAUAAUUAUAGUGUGACCAUGGCUACUAGGUUUGUUUUGUUUACUCUAUAAUGUCUAGUCACUAUAUGACAGAGUUAACAGAAUUGGUAGUAACAGCCAUAUUGUUUUGGCGACUGAGUAUUUUUUCUGAAAAACUGUUUGACUA